Molecule: messenger RNA, 966 nt
Organism: Schizophyllum commune H4-8
Lineage: Eukaryota; Fungi; Basidiomycota; Agaricomycetes; Agaricales; Schizophyllaceae
Product: Aldo/keto reductase
Exons: 2
Coding region: 1-966 (321 amino acids)
Cellular component (GO): cytoplasm
Source: RefSeq, a predicted model, not a curated record
AUGAUCACCAAGUUCCUGAUCGCCGGGUUGACCCCGUAUAAAGGCCUCACCUGGCGCGAAGUCCCCCCACCCACCGACGAGGCGAUCAAGGUCCUGAAGGCCGCGCUCGAGGCGGGCGCGACCUUCUGGAACGGCGGCGAGCUCUACGGCACGCCCGAGUACAACUCGCUCCACCUCCUCCGCGCGUACUUCACCAAGUACCCCGAGGACGCCGACCGCGUCGUGCUCUCGAUCAAGGCCGGCUUCCCCAACAUCGACGGCAGCCCUGCGACGGUGAUCGCGAACGCGGUGCGGUGCGCGAAGGUGCUGGAGGGCGUGAAGAAGAUCGAUAUCUUCGAGUGCGCAAGGAAGGAUCCGAAUGUCGAUAUUGAGCAGACGGUGGGCGCGCUCGCGCAGCUCGUCACGGCGGGCGUGAUCGGUGGCAUCGGCCUUUCAGAGGUCGGAGCGGAGACGAUACGCCGCGCGGCGAACGUGCAUCCCAUAGCGGCGGUCGAGGUGGAGUGCUCACUGUGGGCGGUCGAUAUCUUGAACAACGGUGUCGCGGCGGCCUGCAGCGAGCUGAAUAUUCCCAUCGUUGCCUACUGCCCCCUCGGACGCGGGUUCUUGACAGGACAAUACAAGAAGAUUGAGGACCUACCUGAGAACCUACGCGAUUUUCCCCGCUUCCAGCCUGGCCUCUUCGAGCAGAACAUCCGCCUCGUCAACGAGGUCGACGCGCUAGCGAAGAGGAAAGGCUGCAAGACCGGGCAGGUGGCUAUCUCCUGGGUCGCCUCGCUGAAUGGGAGGCCCGGCAUGCCACCAAUACUUCCUCUACCUGGGGCCAGCGCACCCGAGCGCGCCGCUGAGAACACGAAGCUUAUCGAUCUGACCGAGAAGGAGCUGAAGGAGCUCGAUGACAUCGUCAAGCGCUGUACGGUGGUGGGAGACCGGUACGGAGGGCCUGGGGCUGCGCUUAUGUGGGGUUGA